Molecule: messenger RNA, 1012 nt
Organism: Rana temporaria (common frog)
Lineage: Eukaryota; Metazoa; Chordata; Amphibia; Anura; Ranidae
Gene: ELP6
Product: elongator acetyltransferase complex subunit 6
Exons: 7
Coding region: 60-818 (252 amino acids)
Biological process (GO): tRNA wobble uridine modification
Cellular component (GO): elongator holoenzyme complex
Source: RefSeq, a predicted model, not a curated record
CGGAAGUCCCGCCCCCGGUGGCUCUAUUGCCGGAAGUGAGGAGCACGUGAACGGCCGAGAUGUUCCCGGAGCUACAGAGCGCACUGAGCCCGGAGCGGCGACAGUUCACGCUGAUCAGUGAUUGGAGGACAGACGGCGGCUUCCUGAUACAUCACUUCCUGUCCGACUACCUGAAAUCUCGGAGGAAGGUGUGCUUCGUGGCUCUCGCUCAGUCAUUCAGUCAUUAUAAUCUCAUCGCACAGAAGUUGGGGGCGAACCUGGUCAGCGCUCGGGACGAGGGGCAGUUGGUGUUCCUGGAGGGCCUGAAAUCUUACACCAGCCUGCUGUUUUCCCAGACGCCGGAGGCCGACUCCCAGAAUCCUCUGCGGUUCCUGAGGACCGGCGCAGACCUGAGGCCCCUCUAUGACUUUAUCUAUGGAGCGUUGGCGCCCUCUGCAGGCGAAGAGUGGAAGAGCCCGGCGCUGAUCGUGGACGAUGUCGGCUUGUUGAUCAGUUUGGGGGUCACUCCGCUGCAAAUCCUGGACUUCAUCCAUUACUGCAGAGCCGGCGUCUGCCACCAGCUCCGGGGGGACGUGGUGUGUCUGGCGCACAGAGACGAGGAGGACGAGGACGGGGAGGUCCUGCUGAGGGCGCUGUGCCACCAGAGCGGACUCCUCCUACAGGCUGAGGGCCUCAGUACCGGAUUCUGCAAAGACGUCCACGGGCAGCUGACAAUCACCCAACGGCAGCACCAGGAGCGUUCCACCAUCUACCAGUACAAGAUUCAGGACAAGAACGUCAGUUUCUUCGCCCCCGGCCUGUCUGCGGCCGUCCUGUAGAGAAGCGACUCUUCCCGACUACUGCAGGGGAACCGCGUAUAAUGGUGGGCGGAGCUCCGAGAUUCCAUUAUUAUUGAGAGCUGAAGAUGCUGCGUCAUCCCACCUAUCACUGAGCUCCAUCCCACCUAUCACUGAGCUCCAUCCCACCUAUCACUGAGCUCCAUCCCACCUAUCACUGAGCUCCAACCCGCCUC